Molecule: messenger RNA, 6978 nt
Organism: Eublepharis macularius
Lineage: Eukaryota; Metazoa; Chordata; Lepidosauria; Squamata; Eublepharidae
Gene: SBF1
Product: SET binding factor 1
Exons: 42
Coding region: 97-5850 (1917 amino acids)
Source: RefSeq, a predicted model, not a curated record
GCAAGAUGGCGGCGGCUGAGGCGGCGAGGGCCGGAGCGGGGCGGGCGGCCGGGCGGGCGCCGAGGGGAUGAGCAGCCGCCCCCGCGCCUCGCAGCCAUGGCCCGGCUGGCCGACUACUUCCUGGUGGUGGCCUUCGCGCCGGGCAAGCGCGGUAACGGGGAUGGCCAGGGGCAGAUACUCCAGCGCUUUCCGGAGAAGGACUGGGAGGAUAACCCUUUCCCCCAGGGCAUUGAACUGUUCUGCCAGCCAAGUGGAUGGCAGCUCUUCAGUGAGAGAAGCCCCCCAACUUUCUUCAUUGCUGUCCUGACAGACAUCAACUCAGAGAGGCAUUACUGUGCCUGUUUUACAUUCUGGGAGGCUGUUGAGAGUACUCAGAACCGUUUGAGGAGUGAGGAGGAGGAGGAGGAAGUGGCAGCUCUCAUCCCACCUGCUCAGCUCUUUGCCCCCAAGAGUUUGGUGCUUGUGUCUCGGUUGGACCAUGCUGACGUCUUCCGGAACUGCUUGGGGCUCAUUUAUACCAUCUACGUGGAUGGACUGGGCACCUCCUUGGAGACUGUCAUUGGGAACCUCUUGACCUGCACCAUCCCCAUCACAGGGGGCACCCAGAGGACAAUCUCUCUCGGUGCAGGUGACAGGCAAGUGAUCCAGACUCCUAUCACCGACUCUCUUCCAGUCAGCAACUGCAGCGUGGCACUUCUCUUCCGACAGCUUGGGAUCACCAAUGUGCUCUGCCUCUUCUGUGCUGCUCUUACUGAGCACAAGAUCCUGUUUCUGUCCAGCAGCUACCAGAGACUGACGGAUGCCUGCAGGGGCCUGCUUGCCCUCAUGUUCCCCCUGAAAUAUAGCUUCACAUACGUGCCCAUCCUGCCAGCUCAGCUCCUGGAGGUCCUCAGCACACCGACCCCUUUCAUCAUCGGUGUCAGCUCCGCCUUUCAGUCUGAGACACAGGAACUGCUGGAUGUGAUCAUAGCAGACCUGGAUGGUGGGACAGUUACAAUCCCUGAGUGCAUUCACAUCUCAUUGCUGCCUGAGCCACUUCUCCACCAGACACGAGACGCCCUUUCAGUGGUCUUGGACCCCGAGCUGGAGAUUGCAGACCUGGCCUUCCCCCCAUCAACCAUCUCUGCUUCCUCCCUCAAGAUGCAGGACAAGGAGAUCCGGGCUGUUUUCCUCCGCUUGUUUGCACAGUUGCUGCAAGGCUACCGCUGGUGCCUGCACAUCAUCCGCAUUCAUCCAGAGCCCGUCAUUCGCUUUCACAAGGCAGCCUUCCUUGGGCAGAGGGGACUGGUGGAAGAUGACUUCCUCCCAAAAGUGCUGGAGGGCAUGGCAUUUGCUGGGUUUGUGACAGAGCGGGGUCCCCCCUAUCGGGCCUCCGACCUGUUUGAUGAGCUGGUAGCUAAUGAAGCAAAGCGGAUGCAAGCGGACGAAGGGAGCAAGGCCAGGGUUCUACGCCACAUCAAGGAGCUGGCAGAGCAGUUGUACAAAAACGAGAACCCGUACCCUGCAGUGACAAUGCACAAAGUGCAGAAGCCUGCGGAGGGCUGCCACUUGCGCUUGCACCAGAGACCUUUCCCUCGUUUGGAUGAGGGGACCAUUCAGUGGAUUAUCGACCAGGCAACAGCCAAGCUCCAGACAGCUCCCCCGGCAGUGAAGGCUGAGAAGAAGUGCAUGGUGCCAUCUGGACCUCCCCUUGGUGCUAUCAUGGAGCGCAAUGGCAUCGUCUUGGCCAACAGUGCUCGUCGACUAGAGGUGGUCAGGAACUGCAUCACUUACGUCUUUGAGGGCAAGAUGUUGGAGGCCAAAAAGCUUCUCCCCGCUGUGCUGCGAGCCAUGAAGAGCCGGGCUGCUCGGCACUGUCUGACUCAGGAAUUGAACCUUCAUGUGCUGCAGAAUAGAGCGGUGCUGGACCAUCAGCAGUUUGACUUCAUUGUCCGCAUGAUGAACUGCUGUUUACAGGACUGCAGUGCCACAGAUGAACAUGGGGUUGCUGCUGCACUUCUGCCGCUGGUCACCGCUUUCUGCCGCAAACUCAGUCCUGGGAUCACACAGUUUGCCUACAGCUGCGUGCAGGAACACUUGGUGUGGACCAACAUACAGUUCUGGGAGGCCAUGUUCUACUGUGAUGUGCAGAACCACAUCCGGGCUCUCUACCUGGAGGGCGCGGAGGAGAAUGGCGUGCAGAAGGGAAACGACGAAGGGCCACAGAAAGAAAGGGCUGCCCUGGAGAUUGCCGCAGAGCAGUGCUGCCACUGGCCCACCCUCAGCCGCGAGAAGCAGCAAGAGCUGAUCCAGAAGGAGGAGAGCACCGUCUUCAGCCAAGCUAUUCACUAUGCCAACCGCAUGAGCUACCUGCUGCUGCCCCUGGACACCAGCAAGAGCCGGCUGCUGCGUGGCUCCGGCCUGGGGGAUGCAGAGAGCGUCAGCAACAGCUUCAUCACCAACAGCAUUGCCGGCAGCGUGGCUGAUAGCUAUGACACGGAGAGUGGCUUUGAGGAGGCCGAAAGCUCGGAUGUUGCCAACUAUGUGGUACGAUUCAUCAACCGCUUUGUGGACAAAGUCUGCACAGAAAGUGGUGUCACCAACGAACAUCUCAAGGGGCUGCAUGUCAUGAUUCCGGACAUUGUCCAGAUGCACAUUGAGACCCUUGAUGCAGUGCAUAGAGAAAGCAAGAGGCUGCCUCCAAUACAGAAGCCCAAGCUGCUCCGGCCAAGUCUGUUGAUAGGCGAAGAAAGUGUGAUGGAGGGUCUUCGCGUGUAUCUCAUGCCUGAUGGGAGGGAAGAAGCUGCGGGUGGAAACAUGGGUGGCCCACCUCUGCUUCCUGCGGAAGGAGCCAUCUUCCUCACUACUUACCGCAUCAUUUUCAAGGGCACCCCAACAGACCCAUUAGUUGGGGAGCAAGUGGUGGUCCGCUCUUUCCCCAUUGCUUCCCUGACCAAGGAGGAGAAGAUCACAGUCCAGGCCCAGGUGGAUCAAUUUAUCCAGGAGGGUUGCGCUCAGCUCCAGCUACGCUCCUGUACAUUCCAGUUGCUGCGCAUUGCCUUUGAUGAGGAGGUAGCUUCCGAGAGUGCAGAGGUCUUUAGGAAACACCUGAACAAACUGCGCUACCCACAGCACGUCUCUGACACCUUUGCUUUCACAGCGGGCCAGUUGACCAAGCAGACAGUGCAGCCCAAGUCCAAGGAGAAGAACCCGUCACUCAGGUCCAUCUCCAAGAUCCUGGUGAAGAAUGCGAAGAAGACCAUUGGCCGUCAGUAUGUCACACGCAAAAAAUACACCCCACCUGCCUGGGAGCAGCGUGGUAGCCAGCAGCAUUUCCCAGACGACCAUGAGGAUGAGAUAUCAGUGUCUGAAGAAGUGGAAAGAAGUACCUUGACACCAUCCACCACCAUCAGGCCCUCAGACAAGAUGACCAUGAGCCACCUAGUAGAACGAGCCUGCUGUCGGGAUUACCAGCGCCUGGGAUUGGGCACGCUGAGCAACAGCCUCACCCGCUCCAAGAACGAGCCCUUUCGCAUCUCCACGGUCAACCGGAUGUACGCGAUCUGCCGGAGUUACCCAGGGCUGCUCAUCGUCCCCCAGAGCAUACAAGACAACACCCUUCAGCGGAUCUCACGCUGCUAUCGUCAGAACCGGUUCCCUGUUGUGUGCUGGCGGAACUCGCGCACCAAGGCAGUCCUGCUGCGCUCAGGCGGGCUGCAUGGCAAAGGUGUGGUGGGCCUCUUCAAGUCGCAGAACGCUCCCGCCACAGGCCCUUCUCAGGCAGACUCCACCAGCCUGGAGCAGGAGAAGUACCUGCAGGCAGUAGUCAAUUCCAUGCCCCAUUCCGCAGAGGCCGGUGGCCGCAACACUCUCAGUGGCUUCACUUCCGCCCAGAUGAGCAGCGCAGAUUCUUCUGAGAAGCGGCAGCCCAAGCUGGGAUCCCUUAUGAAGCAGGUGAUGGGAGGGAAGGACGAAGGGCCCGGCCCUGUUAGCCGUGGAGCACCAGGUCACAGAGCUAGGGUCAUUACCCUCUCCAGCCCCAAGAGCCUGUCGGCAAAGGGACGCAACUCCCCUCGAGGCAAGUGGGGCAGCAUCCGAGCCAGUGGGCGCAUGAGCAGCUACGCUCUCAACAUGGAGAUUGGUUCCCGCUUGGCGGGGAAGGAACUGCUGAGCAUUCCGCCAAAUGGGUCCCCCUCCGAGGCCAGCUUCCUGCGCCAGCACCGUGCUUCGCUGUACAUCAUUGGAGACAAAUCCCAGCUCAGGGGAGUGAAGCCUGAUCCGUUGCAGCACUGGGAGGUGGUGCCCAUUGAGGUUUUCGAAGCGCGGCAGGUCAAGACUAGCUUCAAGAAGCUGAUGAAGGCCUGUGUGCCUGGCAGCCCCUCUGCAGAACCUGGCGUAACCUACCUGCGCUCCCUGGAGGAGUCGGAGUGGCUGGUGCAGAUUCACAAGAUCUUGCAGAUCUCGGUGCUUGUCGUAGAGCUGCUGGACACAGGCUCCUCUGUACUGGUCAGCCUGGAGGACGGCUGGGACAUCACUACCCAGGUGGUGUCUCUAGUGCAACUGCUGUCGGAUCCUUACUACCGUACCCUGGAAGGAUUCCGGCUUCUGAUUGAGAAGGAGUGGCUGUCCUUUGGGCACCGAUUCAGCCACCGCGGGGCACAGACCUUGGCCAGCCAGAGCAGCGGCUUCACGCCCAUCUUCCUGCAGUUCCUGGAUUGUGUCCAUCAGAUCCACUUGCAGUUCCCCCUGGAGUUUGAGUUCAGUCAGUACUACCUGAAGUUUCUCAGCUACCACGCUGUGUCUGCUCGCUUCCGCACUUUCCUGCUGGACUCUGACUAUGAGCGGCUGGAGUUGGGCCUCCUGUACGAGGAGAAAGGGGAUCGGAAAGGGUCCCCCCAGCUCUUCAGGUCUGUGUGGGACUACAUUGACCGCCUGAACAGGAAGGUGCCCAUCUUCUUCAAUUACAUGUAUGCCCCCGAGGAUGGGGAGGUACUCCGUCCCUACAGCAACAUCUCCAACCUCAAAGUGUGGGACUACUAUAUACAAGAGACCCUGUCCGAGGGCCCCUCGUAUGACUGGGAGCUCGUGCAGGGCCAAGCGGAGCCCAGUGAGGAGGCUGGGCAGCCGGACACGAACGCGCCGCAGAGCAAGCGCAAGAUCAUCUGGCCCUGUUACGACAACCGCAGCCGCAUGGAGCCUGAUGCCAUCUCACGGCUGCUGGAGGAGCUACAAAAUCUGGAAAUGGAGCUGGGGCAGGUUCCAGAGCGUUGGAAAGAGACAUGGGACAAAGUGAAGACCUUCCAGCGGUCAGAGGCCCAGGCAGACUCUAGCAGCCGAGUCGCAGCCAGCUCUUUGCUGAUGGCGUCCAGCCUGCCACACCAGCGGCGCUCUCUUGGCGUCUACCUGCAAGAGAGUGGUGUUAGCUCCACCAUCAACCUCAGCCUUGACAGUGAUGCUAGCAGCACUUCCACCCCCUCCAGUGGGAAGCAGGGGGGUCGCAAGAGCACGAGCACGCUCUACAGCCAGUUCCAGACAGCCGAAAGCGAGAACCGUUCAUACGAGGGAUCGCUUUAUAAAAAAGGAGCUUUCAUGAAACCUUGGAAGCCGCGAUGGUUCGUGCUGGAUAAAACAAAGCACCAGUUGCGGUACUACGAUAACCGUCUGGACACAGAGUGCAAAGGGGUCAUUGACCUGGCAGAGGUGGAGUCCAUCACUCCAGGCACCCCCACCAUGGGAGCUCCAAAAAUGGUGGAUGAAAAGGCCUUCUUUGAUCUGAAGACGACAAAGCGUGUUUACAAUUUCUGCGCCCAGGAUGUGCAGCUGGCCCAGCAGUGGAUCGACCGCAUCCAGAGCUGCUUGUCUGACGCCUGAGCCUGCCCGUUGCUGCACAUCUGGGCCUCAGCAGGGGACACAGAAGUUGUGCCUAGGCCAUAAGGACAGGAUUAAUGGAGGGACACGGCGGGAAGAGAAGCCCCUCUCUGCACCCCCAGGCUGCAUUCCCUGUGUGCUCCGCAAGCCUUGCUGGGCAGGGACAGUCCGGCACGUCAUGGUCAGGACAGGCUUGGAGCAAAACAGCAGGAAGUGCAAGUGAGGAGCCUCCCCUUUCCCCAGCACUGCUCUUGAGGCUUCUGCUUCCGCACUUGUGGGGGAACAUGGUGGAGCUUGCUGGCUCGUUCGCUGAGAGAGCCCUCUGCUCUGGUGGAGGAGGAAGGGGCCGAGUGUUUGACCGUUCUGCUGCUGAGGAAUGGGGCAAAGAGGACCGCCCGAACAGUAUUAGAGUCCUGAAGCACCCGCUUCGAGUGCGUGACAGCGCCAGCUCCUGCAUCCACAGCUCGGGACUCUGGGCCUGGGGAGGGUCCACUGCCAGAGCCGGCACUGUCCACCUCUUCCUUCGGGGCAGUGUCGUCUGAUACCAGCUGCAUGAAAAUGGAUGCUAGUCUGGGCAGGGCAGUGGGGAUGGCGAGCCUUGGCGUGGCUAGUCCUGAGAGGAUGCCCUCCAAGGGACCCGCUGGAGACAGCCGUGUGCCUGCGGUCUGUCUCUCUCACACCCACCUCCCCUCCCCUCUUAAUGCAGCAGGGGUCCCAGGACAGUUUGCCUCCUUUCUCCACCUUUCCUGUAUAAUAUAAUAUCAUCCCAAAGUAAAUCAUGUUCAAUGCCUCUUGUCACGGAUUGGGGAACUUCCUUCUUCCACUUGCAUUUGACAGAUAGCGCAGCCUCCCCUUUUAAAGGAAUAUUUUAUUUCAAGCCCCAAGACAUUGUACAUAACCUUCUGCCUCCCCCCUCCUUUUUUUAAGUUGUACAAUAAAGACUGAGGCAAGGUAGUGCAGGCUGUUGUGAAGUGGAGGGUUUUGUAACUUACCUACGCGGUUGUAGAUUAUUGAACUUUCUGUACAUUGUGUCAAACCUACAGAGUCCUUGUAUUGUAUUGUGCCUAGAGGAAAAAAUAUAUGAAGAGGAAGAAAAACUUAAUUGAAUUUAAUAAAAAAAAAUAAAUACCA